Molecule: messenger RNA, 1743 nt
Organism: Cyclocybe aegerita
Lineage: Eukaryota; Fungi; Basidiomycota; Agaricomycetes; Agaricales; Hemipholiotaceae
Source: the annotation of a GenBank genome assembly
AUGCCCUCUGUAUUUGCUUAUGAAGCCCCUCUUGUUGACACAGAUUACUCCCGACAGACCUGCAGCGGGAUGUGGGGAGGCCCGUCGGCUUAUAUCAAUGUAACGUUUGACAACUCUUCGCAAGGCCAACUCGCCAUGGUCAUCUACGAAUGGGCGGAUGUGCGAUAUCUUGGCAAAGAGGCCAAACCCGCGACGGAAGAGGAUCUGCCCAGGAUUUAUGUGUGCACCUCGAGCGCAGUCACUGGGGGCUAUUGUACACGUGAACAACUGGGUCUAUUUAUCCUUGAUCUCCCCGCCGGCAAGACUGUCAACGAGACCAGCAUUUGGUCAGCACGCGUCGAGCUCCCAGCUAACAAAACCUCGUCUGUUGGUGGAGAAGCAUCUUCAAAUGGCUUUUGGGACAACCCCGCAGGGAAUCCAACCCCUCCUGCAGACCCUUAUGCUUCUCCGUGGCGCCGAGACGCUUUCUCACUUCCUUCUCUCUCUGCACGCCAAGCCACCCCCAUAAGCUCAUCCGGCACUCUGGAAUAUACAGGUCCUAUCCACUAUCCUGUUCCGAAGACGGGAUUCUACUGUGUCGCCGCAAUCCCUGUCACUGUUCAAUCUAAUCCCACGCGCAGAGCAGACACCGACGUCCCUUACCAUCCUACUUACAAAGGCACUGUUCUCUUCCAAAACACAUUCAAGGGUCAGUUGCCUGCGACGGAUUAUCCCAAAGUCAAUUUCUACUUCCUCAUGUUUAUCGCGUAUGCUACUUUCGGUGCUCUUUGGGCAUGGUUCUGCUACCGUCACAUGCAUGAGUUGUUACCCAUACAAUACUAUUUGUCUGGACUCGUUGGCCUCCUGGUAAUUGAAAUGUUAGCAAACUGGGUGUACUAUCGGUACCUUAACGCCCAUGGCAAAUCUACUGCUUCAACCGUAUUCCUCAUCGUUGUGGCCAUUCUCGACGCUGGUCGCAAUUCGAUGUCGUUCUUCAUGUUACUCGUUGUGUCGCUGGGUUUAAGUGUCGUUCGUGAAUCUCUUGGGAAAGCGAUGUUGAAGUGCCAAGCCCUGGCCGGCGCUCAUUUCCUCUUCGGAAUUCUCUACGCCAUUGGAAUCGUUGAAUUGGAGUUGGAGUCAACAUCAGCCCUUGUGUUGCUUCUCUUUAUAAUCCCUCUUGCUUUUACCCUCAGUGGCUUCCUUCUCUGGAUUAUGUACGCCUUGAAUGCCACGAUUGCACAUUUGCGCUCAAGGAAGCAGCGCUACAAAUUGAAAAUGUUCGAACGCCUUUACUAUAUUCUCCUUUUCACGGUCCUCGUGAUCGCUGCAUUCUUCGUUGUCUCCUCCAUGUCUUUCUCUGGAAGACUCGCUGAAGAUUAUGCUGCAAAAACCUGGCGGCUCCGUUGGUGGCUGUUGGACGGCUGGCUGGCCCUCCUGUACCUUGUCGGCUUCGUCUCGAUUGCGCUCUUAUGGCGUCCUAAUGAAAUUGCCCAGGACGAAGAAGACGCCGAAGACUACGAUCUUGAAGCCAUCCAAAGUCGAAGUCACCUAAGGGAAGAAGAGGACGAUGACGACGACGCUGCAACUCUUGUAGCAGGCAGGCGUGGUAACUCCAACAAUGUCGCCAACGAUGAUGUUGUCUUUGAAAUUGGGGAUGAAGACGAUGAAGACGACGAAGCUGCAAAAAGGCGCAAAGCACAGCGACUAUCGGGAGAAAAUCGCAACCAUAAUCAGGGUCCUGAGGGAGAACGGCUGAUGAGUUGA